Molecule: messenger RNA, 528 nt
Organism: Tilletiaria anomala UBC 951
Lineage: Eukaryota; Fungi; Basidiomycota; Exobasidiomycetes; Georgefischeriales; Tilletiariaceae
Exons: 2
Coding region: 1-528 (175 amino acids)
Biological process (GO): negative regulation of protein kinase activity
Cellular component (GO): nucleolus
Molecular function (GO): double-stranded RNA binding; protein kinase inhibitor activity; protein kinase binding
Source: RefSeq, a predicted model, not a curated record
AUGACUGCGGCCGAGAAGCAGGCUGCGAACCUUCAGAAGCUCAUGGCAAACCCCGAGAAGGAGGUGAAAAUACCAACUGCAUCCACAACUGAGAAGCAGCUGCGCCCACCAAAGGAGAUGAUGAAGAACGUCAGUGGUAGCAGUGCAGGUGCUGGUAGUGGUGAAUUUCACGUCUACAAGCAUGCGAGGCGGAGAGAGUACGAACGAAUAAAGAUUAUGGAGACAGAAGACCAAAAGAAAAAGGAGAAAUUCGUCUUUGAACAAGCACAGGCAGCGCGUGAAGCGGAGCUCAAGUCGAAAACGUCCAAAAAUAAAUCACGGCGGGACAAACGGAAAGUGGCGAAACAAAGGGCAAAAGUGGGUGCCGAUGGCGCUCCAGGUGCCCAAUCGGCAGUAUCUGACAACAAGAGGAAAUUGGAUGGCAUUGAUGAAGGAGCGGAUGGCGAUAAGAAAAGGAAGGUCGCGCCUGGUGCGGAUGCACUGACCUACUCGCGGCCGGAUGCGGAAAGUGACAGCGAAGCGGAGUAA